GGUGUCUUCCCGAUUGUCCCACUUUUUUAAAUUACAGGUAAAAAAGUAAUGAAAUUUUGUGGGACAAUCGGGAAGAUGUUUGUGGGACAAUUGGGAAGUUUAAAUGUGGGACAAUCGGGAAUUGUUUUGACAGAGAUUAAUUGUUAUGAAAUAGUACAACAGUUAAUUACAGAGUUGACCCCAGCUGAAUCUAUUCCUGGUUUGGACAUGUUGAAAGAUAGCUACGAUAAUAUAGGUGACUCCGACACAACGACAAGCUUCUCUUAUGGUGAUCUCGAGCGGGUCUAUAUGCAACACUUCACUGCAAAUGCCGAGAAACAUAAAACAUUCAAUUAUCUAACUUCACAGGAUUCAGAACAACACGCGGAAGAAACGACGAAUGACGAUGAGUCUGAAAUUAAUCGCGAUUUUGAUGCUGAAAACAGAUUCUUAUACGAUGAAAAUUCAAUUACAUUACCAGAACUGAAUAGAAGAGCCAUCGAUGACAGAUCCUUUGGUUCAGUACAAACAUACCAACCGUUAGAAUCAUUUGACCUUGGUCCACAUCGUGAUUUAGAUCGAAACCGGUAUGACUACUAUAAACACCCGUUUGAUCGAAAUCGGGAAACAUACCAAACAUACGAAUAUCCUCGAAGAUACUCACCAACCGAUUACCGUUAUCGAGAUGAACAUUUAUCAAGGGGAAACCAAUAUGAUCGUUAUUCAUUAGAUCAUAGUAAACAAAUAAAUGAGCGCGACCAAUACCAGUCUCAUAUUGACCGUGACCGAUACGAUGAUCGUGAUCGUCAAGAUGACCGAAUUCAUUUAAAUGACGAGAAGGCGUAUGUUGACGAGCACUUAAAAAACAAAGAUAGGAAACAUGAAACAAAACUCUGUGAAAAGGAAAAUAUAAAGCAGGAUACCAGCAAUAGGAACAGAAGUAAACAGACGCAGUCGUUAUCUCGUUCUCGCAAAAGGUCAAGAAGUAGCUCUGGUUCAUCGUCGUCUUCGUCAUCAUCGUCAUCAUCAUCAUCUAGCUCCCGAUCAAAAAAAUCAUCUUCAUCAUCAACCUCUUCUUCAUCUCUAAAAUCAUCCAGAUCAAUGUCAAAAUCCGUUGAAGUUUCUCCACAGAAAAGUGGUAAAACAAGUUAUAGAAAAGAUGAUAAAUCUCGUGAUCGAUCACUUGACAGGCAUCAUUCUCGAUCCAAUAGCAGAGAUGAACGAUCUCGAUAUCGAAAUCGAAGUAGGGACCAGCGAAGAAGCAGAGAUACUUUUGACCGACAUGGACAGGCUCACAGUCGAAGGCAACGUAGUAGGAGUAGUGAUAGAGAUCGAUUGCGUGAUAAAUACCGAGACCGGAAAGAAAGCAGAGAUAGAUAUCGUAGUCAUGAAAAAUAUAUUAAUUCAGAAAAAAGAGCAGAUGAAGAGAAAAGUUUAUUGUCUUCACGGAAAAAGGACGCUUUUGAUUUGAUCGCUUUAGUGAAAAAAGUUAAAAACGAUAAUGCACCCUCGAAGGAUAAAGCAGUUGAAUCAGCUCAUAAAAUAGAGACAUGCAUGGAAACAACUGUACUUGAAACCAAAAUUAAACCAAUUGUUAAGAAAAUAUCAAUGACACUAAAGAAACACGACAAUAAACCUAUCAACCCAGGAGAAAAGGUCAGUGACAUGUUUGCUGAUGAAAACACCGACGAAGAAGACAAAACACAGAGAACAGACUCUAUGCCACAUGUAAAAUAUACCAUGCCAAUGCCGAAAGAUCUUGACAAAGCCAUUUUUAAAUAUUAAAGUAAAUUUGAUGACUUCUUCGAUGAAAUCAUUGAACAUUUAUUUUACAUGACAUCAAAUUAAAUCUGUUUUAAUAUUUAAUAUUUGUUGAUGUAAAAUUUUCGAAUACAAAAGUUAAUGCAAUUAG
Messenger RNA from Mytilus californianus (California mussel), 1891 nucleotides. Its product is annotated as serine/arginine-rich splicing factor 4-like. The transcript has 2 exons. The record is from RefSeq and is a predicted model, not a curated record. Lineage: Eukaryota; Metazoa; Mollusca; Bivalvia; Mytilida; Mytilidae. Bases 49 to 1764 code for a protein of 571 amino acids.